Molecule: messenger RNA, 2058 nt
Organism: Micropterus dolomieu (smallmouth bass)
Lineage: Eukaryota; Metazoa; Chordata; Actinopteri; Centrarchiformes; Centrarchidae
Product: lysosomal acid phosphatase-like
Exons: 13
Coding region: 66-1301 (411 amino acids)
Biological process (GO): dephosphorylation; lysosome organization
Cellular component (GO): lysosome
Molecular function (GO): acid phosphatase activity
Source: RefSeq, a predicted model, not a curated record
UUGGCUCGAGGACACCGAACCCGACUAUCGGUCAGCAAUAGCAGUCCGGUCACACAGGCGGAAACAUGCAGUCCACUGCGGUGCUCUUUUUUUUAACUGCGGGCUGUGUCUGUGGAAAAGCUGCAGCUGAAAGGGAACUUGUAUAUGUGACUGUGCUGUUUCGGCACGGUGACAGGUCACCGGUCAAACCAGUUCCCACAGACCCACACCAAGAGAGCGACUGGCCUCAAGGCUUUGGGCAGCUAUCACAGGAGGGGAUGAGGCAGCACUUUGAGCUGGGCCAGUAUCUGCGGAAGCGAUACAAAGGAUUCCUUAAUGACACCUAUAAAAGACAAGAGAUCUUAGUUCGCAGUACAGACGUCGAUCGCACCCUGAUGAGUGCUGAGGCCAACCUCGCAGGUCUCUACCCCCCCACUGAUCAGCAGGUCUUCCAUCCAAACUUGAAGUGGCAGCCCAUACCUGUACACACCGUGCCACAAAGUGAAGAGAGGCUUCUCUCUUUUCCUCUUGGAAACUGUCCUCGCUACAAACAGCUGAAGACUGAAACUGAACACACACCGGAAUUUAUUAAUGUCACCACUAAAUACAAGGAUAUUAUAGAGCUGAUGAGGAAUAAAACAGGACGGAAUGACAUCAAUGUGACAUCAGCCUGGGAAGUGUACGACACCCUCUUCUGUGAGUCGCGGCACAACAUGUCUGCUCCUCCCUGGGUGACUCCUGAUGUUAUGGAGAAGCUCAGAGAGCUGAAUGACUUUGGAUUGCAGUUCCUAUUCGGGUUCUACAAACAACAAGAAAAGAGCCGUCUGCAGGGAGGUGUUCUGUUGGGUGAAAUAGUGACGAAUCUUACCAAGAUGGCCGUCCCAGACCCAAAAUCGAGUCUGAAAAUGAUGAUGCUGUCAGCGCAUGACACCGCUUUAGCCGCUCUUCAGGCCAGCUUGAAUGUGUUCAAUGAAAAACAGCCGCCAUAUGCCUCCUGUCAAAUACUUGAGUUGUACAGGCAUGACAAUGGCUCUUUUUCGGUGUCAAUGUUUUACCGAAACGACACCACAGUGGAGCCCUACCCUCAGCAGUUACCAGGCUGCUCCCUUGACUGCCCCCUAGACGAGUUUGUGAGAAUUACAAAGCACUCUAUCUCAGAGGACUGGAACAAAGAGUGUAAUGGGCCCUCAAGAGGGAGAAAUGAAGACGUGAUCAUCAGUCUGUUGCUGUCCGACUGUGUGCUCCUCCUCCUCGUCGCCCUCCUCCUCGGCAUUAUUUGUUGGCAGGCAAAGCAAAACAGCAACCGGGAAUAUGUUAUGUAAGAAUAUCGUUCAUAGUGUUUUAUAUAUAUCAUUCUGUGUCUUUUAUAUAUUCAUCUGGAAACAUUAAGAAUGUAAUCUGUAUUCUAAACUCAUUGUGAACUCUGACUAAACUUCAUGUUUUGAUACAUUUGGUUAGUUUUGGUUUCCAUUAUGCGAGUGCACUUAAAGAACUUUACAUGGCAGACUUGCGUCCUGUCUUCAUCAUCUCUGUGGGUCUGCGUCUCCCUAUUGACAUUGAUUGGUUUGUAAACAGUUCCGUGGGUAGCUUUGACAAAUAAAUGAGACAUUAACAGAUGCAUAUCGUUGCCACUACAUUGUUAUUAUACCUUAUUAUAUAUAUUACUACCUUAGAUGGAAAGCUACAUUAGGAGCCUUACACCCAGUACCAGAGCCUGAUGUUUUUGAAGUGUGCCUUGUUUGCUGCUCUCUCUAAGUCUAGGUUAAACACAUAAGAAUGUGUGCACAUCCAAACCAACCUGUGUGUAAGUGAUGAAGCAAAGAAUGACCUGCGCACUGAGUAAUUAUAAAUCCAUCUAGGUGGUGUAAUUUAUUGUGACGUUACUGUAAAAUGUAAGAGCUGAUUGCACCUGUGGUAAAUAAGGGCAUCUAAACCUUCUCAGAGGACGCAGUAAAUGACACCUCCUACUUGGCUUCAAAAUUAUUCAGUGUGCAGAUAAUUAUUUUUUUCUCAAAAUAGAGUGUAACUUCUCAGUGAAUGUCACAUUUGUCUCUCUAAUAAAUGUCCAAAUAGAACCAG